AUGGUUUCGCGAGGUCGUUCAUUCACCUUAUUUUUUCUAUUGGCAACCCUAAUCUCACUUGGUGAAGCCAAUACCCGUAAGCUCUUGCAAACUCCCAGUAACUACCAACCGAUACAUUCUCCUCGUCCAUCUCCGGUAUAUUCUCCACCGGCUGAUCUUCCACCUCCUCCAAGUUCGGAUUAUUCUCCUCCGGCUGAUCUUCCUCCUCCUCCUAGUCCGGUCUAUUCUCCUCCUCCUGCUGAUCUUUCUCUUCCUCCUACUCCGAUCUAUCCUCCUCCUCAAGCUUACAAAGCCUUCUAUUAUAGGAAAUCGCCGCCACCACCACCUGCCCGCCCAUGGUGGUGGUGGUUGUGA
Eruca vesicaria subsp. sativa (arugula) is the source of this 354-nucleotide messenger RNA. The record is from the annotation of a GenBank genome assembly. NCBI's taxonomy places the organism in Eukaryota, Viridiplantae, Streptophyta, Magnoliopsida, Brassicales, Brassicaceae.